Molecule: messenger RNA, 390 nt
Organism: Necator americanus (New World hookworm)
Lineage: Eukaryota; Metazoa; Nematoda; Chromadorea; Rhabditida; Ancylostomatidae
Exons: 1
Coding region: 1-390 (129 amino acids)
Source: RefSeq, a predicted model, not a curated record
AUGGACAGACUGUGCAACACGAGAAUAGUGUCCAUAGAAGCUGACCUGCACGCUUUCCUUCUCGGAGUAUUAGAGUGCAUCAAAUUCCAUAUGAUAGCUCUGCAGCAGACCAAGAGCAGAAGGAGCGACAACGUUCGACAGAUGAAUGACGCUACACUCGUUAUUCGUGGAGAAAAGGUUCCGUCGCGAAAUGUAGGCGUUGUUGGUUUUGUUGUGCUCCUAUCUGUUGUCAGUCUUUUCGAUUCUCACGAGGUUUUGUCACCUCGUGUGGCCAUUCUUCGCCUCCGUCCUCUGCGCCAAAAACCCAUUAGCAUCAUUAACUGCUACUCAUCAACAUCUGCAGCUGAUGAAUCCGAAUUGGUCGCGUUUAUGAGGAGCUGGAAGAUGUGA